AACCCCUGCGGCGAAUGGGACGUGGUUUCUUUUCAUACGGCAGCGCCAGGUAAAAUAAAACCACCGUCUCGAAAAAGGAGUAAUGUUAUUGGCGCUGUCACAGCUUUAGACGAGGACAGGGAGAAAUGGGAGACAGCAAUGGAGUCCAGUUGUCAGACCCCCAGCUUUUCGACCGGCAGUUUGAGAAGCUGGUGUCUGAGCUGACGGAGUCGGACAUGACGGACCCCGUCCUCAGCGAUGCUCUAAACAGACUCCGCGAGAUAUUACAGUACAACGCUCCAGGUGGGAAGAGGAACCGGGGCUUGUCUGUGGUUGGCUCACUUCGAGAGUUUGUCCCGCCCUCCAAGCUGCCACCUGAAGAAGUUGAGCGCGCCCUGGUGGUCGGAUGGUGCAUCGAGCUGCUCCAGGCUUUCUUCUUGGUGGCGGAUGAUAUUAUGGACGCGUCUUUAACGCGGAGGGGUCAGCCGUGCUGGUAUAAGAAGGAAGGAAUCGGGCUGGACGCCAUUAAUGACGCUUUUCUUCUAGAGGGGUCCAUCUACCGCCUCCUGCGCAGGCACUGCAGAGGGCAGCCCUACUACAUUCAUCUGCUGGAGCUGUUUGCUGAGACGUCGUUCCAGACCGAGCUGGGUCAGGCGCUGGACCUGAUGACCGCACCGCCACACAAAGUCGACUUGGACCGCUUCACCAUGGAGAGGUAUAAAGCCAUAGUGAAGUAUAAGACCGCGUUCUACUCCUUUUACCUGCCGGUGGCUGCAGCCAUGUACAUGGCAGGGAUUGACAGUGAAGUGGAACACAGCAAUGCUAAACACAUCCUGCUGGAAAUGGGGGAGUUCUUUCAGAUCCAGGAUGAUUACUUGGACUGCUACGGUGACCCUGCAGUGACGGGUAAGAUCGGCACUGAUAUCCAAGACAACAAGUGCAGCUGGCUGGUGGUGACGGCGCUGGGCAUCAUGACCCCAGAGCAGAGGGCGGAGCUACAGGCGUGCUAUGGGCAGACCGACGCUGAAAGCGUGGAGCGAGUGAAGGCUCUCUACGACACGUUGGAAAUGCCUUUGCGCUACCACCAGUACGAAGAGGAGAGCUACCUGCGCCUCCAGAACCUCAUCCAGCGCCACGCUCAAAACCUCCCCCACGCAGUGUUCCUCAACUUCGCCAAGAAGAUCUACAAGAGGAAGAAAUGAGGCGGGAGUCAGUGGACUGGACUGCGUCAGACAGAGUCACAGAACAUGACUAUAGUCUGUUGGACUGCGUUUUAUCCGUGGUGUAAAUAUGUUCUCCAGAUUGUAGAUAUCUUUAUCUUAAACGCUUUGGAAAUAACACAGUUGAAACAAAACGUCACAGCUCUGUUUAUACGUCGUUUGGAAUCACCAGCUGUCCUGUACAUUGUGUGAAUGUUUUGUGAUGAGUGGAUUAAUAGAAAUGGUUCAAAUGACCAGGAAUACAACAACGUUACAUUGACAUACAUUACAGUUAUGUGCGGUUUUGAGGUUUGAGGUUUUGUUACCACGACAACCCAAUUGUCAUUUUCGCACAACUUUUUGAGGGUGGUUAAAUUUUGAGGAUGAACUACCUACUCAGAGAUAAUAAUGGUAAAUAAGGGCUGCCGAUUGGCGCGGCUAUCCAAGUUGCAGACUGUCCAUAAUUAAAUUGGGUAAACAUAUAAAAACAUGUUUCUUAUGA
Molecule: messenger RNA, 1680 nt
Organism: Colossoma macropomum (tambaqui)
Lineage: Eukaryota; Metazoa; Chordata; Actinopteri; Characiformes; Serrasalmidae
Gene: fdps
Product: farnesyl diphosphate synthase (farnesyl pyrophosphate synthetase, dimethylallyltranstransferase, geranyltranstransferase)
Exons: 10
Coding region: 126-1181 (351 amino acids)
Biological process (GO): trans, trans-farnesyl diphosphate biosynthetic process
Cellular component (GO): cytoplasm
Molecular function (GO): (2E,6E)-farnesyl diphosphate synthase activity; dimethylallyltranstransferase activity
Source: RefSeq, a predicted model, not a curated record